Molecule: messenger RNA, 1083 nt
Organism: Pistacia vera
Lineage: Eukaryota; Viridiplantae; Streptophyta; Magnoliopsida; Sapindales; Anacardiaceae
Exons: 3
Coding region: 1-1083 (360 amino acids)
Source: RefSeq, a predicted model, not a curated record
AUGCCUUUUUACAUGGCUACUUGGAUGAAGAAGUCUAUCUUUUUUCCCCCUGAUGGUUAUUCUAAGGCACAAAAUGGAGAGGUUUGCAAGCUUAGAAAGUCAUUAUAUGGUUUGAAACAGGCUUCCAGACAGUGGAAUUAUGAGUUAUGCACUAAAUUAUUGGCCUAUAGUUUUGUUCAGUCCAAGCAUGAUCAUUGUCUAUUUACUACACCUUCUGCCGAUAAUUUCUUGGCUCUAAUUGUCUAUGUUGAUGAUGUUUUAGUAAUGGGACCUAAUGAAAGUGAUAUUGCAGCAGUUAAGGCUUAUCUACAUUCUGUUUUUACUAUCAAAGACUUAGGAUAUGCCAAAUACUUCAUUGGGAUAGAAAUAACUCGCUCUUUAGAGGGUACUUUUAUCAAUCAACGGAAAUACAUUUUGGACAUCCUUGAAGACACAGGUUUGGCUGGUGCAAAGCCUGUUUCUACUCAUUUUCGCAAGGCCUGCAAGCUUAGUUCAGAAUCUUCCAAUCUCUUAUCUUCUCCUGAUCAAUAUAGGAGAUUAAUUGGCAGAUUAUUGUAUCUUAAUUUGAUAAAACCUGACAUUAGCUUUGCUGUUCAGCAGCUAAGUCAGUUUGUCAAUUCUCCUUGCCAAGAACAUUGGGAUGCUACUUUAUACAUUCUGCGGUAUCUAAAGGGAUGUCCUUCUAAAGGCUUAUUUUUCCUAGCUCAUUCUUCCUUUACUGUCACAACUUAUUGCGAUGCUAAUUUGGCUUCUUGCCCUGAUUCCCGAAGAUCUCUCACUGGCUAUUGUGUGUUCCUUGGCUCUUCUCUUAUUUCUUGGAAGACAAAGAAACAAACUACAGUUUCUAAGUCUUCUGCAGAGGCUGAGUACAGGAGUAUGGCAGCCACAUGGGAGCAUCCAAUAUGGCCUGAACAAGUUUAUGAUGGAGCACCUGUCACUCUUGUUUAUAAGAAGGGUUUUUUCAAAUAUUUGGUUAUUUCAAGACCUGAAGCUUGGGCAUCAGGCAACUUGGAAGACUUUGGGAAGCUCAUCUUAGCUUUUGGUCCGGGUCCUAUCCACAACUAUGAAUGCGGUACAACCUAA